AUGACCGAUGCCAAAAGCGUAUCAACCAUGGAGGUGCCAGAGGACAAGUUAAUGAAAAAGGGUUCCAUCAAGAAGAAGAUCGAGUCUUUCAGGCGAUGGAGUUCAGCCAGCAUGAAGAGACCUCCAAAGCAAAAGGCCAAGUCCCUGAGUCUGUCUUCUCCUUUGGGAGACCCUGAGGACCUCUGGCUGCAGGAAGGAGACAGGAGAAAGCUGCGACCUAUUGUGGACUCGGUAUUUGGACAGGGAGAGUCGCCUGUAGAAAGAAGUGGCACCCCAAUGGCUGCCACCACCCUGGGGGGCCUUGGAGGUGCAGGUGAGGCAGACACGGAUGAAGAGGAGGAAGGAGCGAGUGAGCAGGAGUUCGAUGAGCCUCUGUGCGCUCUGGUUAAGAAUUGCAACAUGCUGCACAACUUAGUGGGGCCUGCUUGUAUCUUCCUCAGACAGAGCUUCGCUCAGAGCCAGCUUGACAGAGAUCUUCGACCAGAGGAGAUGGAAGAGCUGCGUGAAGCAUUCAGGGAGUUUGACAAAGACAAGGAUGGCUUCAUCAGCUGUAAGGACCUGGGCGAGUGCAUGAGGACUAUGGGAUACAUGCCCACAGAGAUGGAGCUGAUUGAACUAAGUCAGCAGAUCUGUGGUGGCAGAGUCGACUUCGAGGACUUUGUGGAACUAAUGGGUCCCAAAAUGCUUGCUGAAACUGCAGACAUGAUUGGAGUCAAAGAGCUAAGGGAUGCAUUCAAAGAGUUUGACUCUGACGGUGAUGGUCAGAUCAGUCUCGGAGAGCUAAGAGAAGCUAUGAAGAAGUUAAUGGGGGAGCAGCUCAAUCACCGUGAGAUUGAUGAAAUCCUUCGAGACGUGGAUCUCAAUGGGGAUGGACAGGUGGACUUUGAAGAGUUCGUCCGGAUGAUGUCUCGCUGA
Molecule: messenger RNA, 915 nt
Organism: Cheilinus undulatus (humphead wrasse)
Lineage: Eukaryota; Metazoa; Chordata; Actinopteri; Labriformes; Labridae
Gene: cabp2a
Product: calcium binding protein 2a
Exons: 8
Coding region: 1-915 (304 amino acids)
Molecular function (GO): calcium ion binding
Source: RefSeq, a predicted model, not a curated record